CAGCCCACAACAGUUGCAAUUUGAAAGCCAACGCGUAAAGAACUCAAUUUUAAAAAGUGAAUUAUACACACCCACCUCAAAACCAUGUCGAAAGUUAAGAACUUAUUAGCCAAAAUGCUGCAGCGUUUUGCCAAAAACAGCUCACAUAACGAUAGCCAACGGUACGAUAGUCUGGAGGAGAUUGCCCAGAAUCAGGCCAACGAGAGGAUGUUGAUGGAAACUCAGACGGGAAUGGAGGAGCACCUGGUCAUCUGCUUGGAGACGGCUGCCGGCAGCUUCUAUUGGCAUUCACAGUAGCAACGGGAGGAGUACCAGCAACAUCACCUGUAACUGCAGCAAUCUAAAGAGAAACUCUGCUGAGAACCAAAAAUAUCAGCUUUAGUAAUGGCCGCCAUGUCAACAACAGCAAUUAUAGUAAAGAAAGAAGCAACAACAGUAGUCAAUUUAUUUGCAACAAGAAAAGCGACAGCAGCAACUCCUCAAAAGAUUCAGUAGCAGCAAAACAAACUGCAAUUAUUAUUGCAAUGUCAACAGGAGCAUCCAGCAACUUAGCCUGCAGCAACACCUCCAAAAGCGAUAAGCACAAGAGCAACAUUAACAACAAUAGCGAACACUAAACUAACCGCAGAAGCAACUUGGCCAAUAAAAUCUACAAUAACUUGUCAAAAAAUGAGAAUACCAGCCACAAAAACAGUAGCAGUCACAUAAACUAUAACAAUCCAUAGCAUCUUAAGAAAUCAAAGCAUCGAUGACAACAAAAGGCAGCCACCACAACAAUCUUAGGAGAACAGCAGCAACAUCAGCCAAAGCAACAACAACAUGGGCCAAAAACCGGUAGUUAGAUGUGACCAAAACGACUGAAUGGAUGAAUGAAUAAUACAAAACAUAUCAUUCGGUGAAUGAAUGGAGCUGCCGAGCGAUCGUGCGAAUUCAGUUGCGUGCCAGCAACAAGUAUCCAUAUCCAACUAGUCUUAAGGAUGCAACUCAGACAUCCACUCCAGUUGGAGACCCUCGAUACGUGUUAAUGAUAAAAAUAAAAUACAUUUGUGAUAUGAACUCAAGCUAGUUAGGUUAGAAUAAAUGUUAUUAGCUUAUAAUAAAUAAA
Drosophila rhopaloa is the source of this 1105-nucleotide messenger RNA. RefSeq names its product enhancer of split m6 protein (gene E(spl)m6-BFM). The transcript has a single exon. The record is from RefSeq and is a predicted model, not a curated record. NCBI's taxonomy places the organism in Eukaryota, Metazoa, Arthropoda, Insecta, Diptera, Drosophilidae. The coding region runs from base 85 to 297 and encodes 70 amino acids.